CAUUUCACACUUUAUUUCAAGUGAUGGGGAAGAAUACUGUCUCGAUUAUUUGUGCUUGUUUUCUUCUCUUGGAAACCGUUCUUGGAGGGUGCCCGUCUGCAUGUCGGUGUACAUUUGGGGAUACAGUUGUACAAUGUUCGGGAGGAUUAUCAUCGAUUCCCAGGGGAAUUCCGACCACCGUGAAGGUCUUACAUCUGUCUGGAACAGCCACACAGACAAAUUCUAUCACUGGCCUUACAAAGAAUGAUUUAGCGGGCUACUCCUUAUUACAACGCCUGUAUUUGUCGUUUUGUGGGAUUGAGUCAAUCGAAGAUGGUGCUUUUGAAAGUCUCUCGAAUUUAAGAACUUUGGAUCUAUCUUAUAACCAACUAAAGUCAGUAAGUGCACAUACAUUUCGAGGAAUAUCGAAAUUAACAAAACUUGAAUUAACAGGAAAUGAAAAUUGCAUCAUCGAAGAAAAUGCCUUUCAUAGUUUUCCGAGUCUUCUUGAGCUAUUUCUUGGACAAAUGAAAUUGAUCGACGUUCAGCCAUACUUAUUUUAUUAUUCUCAAAAACUGGUUCAUUUAGAUUUACAUGGAAACGAACUUGUAGAACUAGAGUCGGAUAUUUUCAAGAAUCUUGCGUCUUUAGGCAGCUUAGAUUUGACAGGAAACCGUUUGAUUGCCCUUCCAUCCUUUACUUAUCAGCAGAUGGUGCACUUAAAAAGUCUCUAUAUGGGUGGAAACGCAUGGCAUUGCAACUGCGAAAUGAAUGCCCUGAAAAAAUGGACGAAUUUAAAAGAACCAGUAAUUUGCAACGCGCCCAAAAAGUUAGAAAACCGGAAUUUGAUGAUUAUUCCAGACAGUGAAAUGCCCUGCAUCCCUCCUUACAAUGCCACGUGUGACAAGAAAACUGUUACUGUGAAUGAAACAAACCCCAUUCGCGUUAACUGUCGCUUUUAUGGCGGAGAUCCGCGCCCAUACCCAAUGUGGACCAAACCGAACGGAGAAGAAUUGCUUGUUAAGAACUCAACGAAUUCUUCUCACGUAGUACUUCCGGACGGAACUCUCAUAAUUCCUGCUUCUGUGGAAAGUGAUACAGGAGACUGGAUUUUAACGAUAUCAAACACGCACGGUAACGACAUCAAAGUGGUUGUUCAUAUUGAAGUGAAAAUUGUAACCACAACCACCACGACUACUACCACCACCACGACUACUACUACCACUCCAACUACCACCACUACAACUUCUACUACCACCACCACUACUCCUACUACUACCACCACCACCACUCCUACCACCACCACAACACAACCACCAACGACGACAACCACUUUGAAAACAACUACCACUGCAACAAAUCCAACCACAACCGAUAAUUCACCGACGACAAAUACUGGCGACUCUCAAGGAAACUUACAGAGAAUAGGUAUAAUUCUAACUAUAGUCGGAGGCAGCUCGCUGCUGAUAACGUCCAUCUGUAUUGCAAUUAUGUACUUUGCAUUUUGUAAGCACACUCCGGUACAAGCCUACUCCGGUCCGAUCAAGAAUAACAAAGUGGGACGGAAACCAAGUUAUGACUUCCGGAGAGCAGAACGAAAUAACAAUGCCUUUACCAUUAUCGAAACUCUCUCAGAACUAUGA
Molecule: messenger RNA, 1622 nt
Organism: Saccostrea echinata
Lineage: Eukaryota; Metazoa; Mollusca; Bivalvia; Ostreida; Ostreidae
Product: immunoglobulin superfamily member 10-like
Exons: 1
Coding region: 24-1622 (532 amino acids)
Molecular function (GO): protein binding
Source: RefSeq, a predicted model, not a curated record